Molecule: messenger RNA, 1991 nt
Organism: Elaeis guineensis (African oil palm)
Lineage: Eukaryota; Viridiplantae; Streptophyta; Magnoliopsida; Arecales; Arecaceae
Product: protein NRT1/ PTR FAMILY 2.11
Biological process (GO): transmembrane transport
Cellular component (GO): membrane
Molecular function (GO): transmembrane transporter activity
Source: RefSeq, a predicted model, not a curated record
AUACCAAAACCUCACCAACUCUUCCUACAAAUUAAGAAAAUAAUAGAGCUGGAGCAGAAAGAGAAACAGAGUGAGGGAAAGAGUUGGCGAGAGAAAUGAUGGCAAUGACAGGAGAGAAACCCGGGCAAAUGGAGAAUCCAGAGGAUGGCAGAGAAGCGGAGCCAGAAAUCAAGUAUAGGGGAUGGAAAGCCAUGCCAUAUGUCAUAGGUAACGAGACAUUCGAGAAGUUGGGAACCAUCGGCACGGCGGCGAACCUGCUGGUCUACCUCACCACCAUCUUCCACUUGAAGAGUGUCACGGCGGCCACCCUCCUCAAUAUUUUCUCUGGGACUACCAACUUGACUCCUCUUCUUGGGGCGUUCCUCUCGGACACUUAUUUGGGCCGCUACAUCACCUUGGGAUGUGCUUCUGUUUCUUCACUAUUGGGCAUGCUCCUUCUCACUCUCACUGCUGCAAUUUCCAAGCUGCACCCUCCUAAGUGUGACAAUGGCCAACAAUGCGUAGGCCCCUCGUCAGUACAGCUUGUUGUCCUCCUCUGUAGUUUUGGUUUCUUAGUGAUCGGAGCUGGAGGCAUUCGGCCAUGCAACCUAGCCUUUGGUGCAGACCAAUUCAACCCCCAUACGGAGAUCGGAAGAAGGGGCAUCAAUAGCUUUUUCAAUUGGUACUACUUCACGUUCACAGGAGCCAUGAUGAUCUCUUCCACCUUUAUCAUCUACAUCCAAAGCAACGUGAGCUGGUCACUGGGUCUCGCCAUCCCCACCAUCCUCAUGUUCUUCUCCUGCGCUCUCUUUUUCCUCGGGACCAGGCUCUAUGUGAAAGUAAAGCCCGAGGGAAGCCCCUUCACCAGCAUUGCCCAAGUCUUGGUAGUGGCAUUUAGAAAACGAGGGUUGAAGCAACCUGAUGAUCCGGAAACGUCUCUCUUCAAUCCUCCCCAUCUUAGUUCUCUUGUUUCCAAGCUUCCAUUCACCAAUCAAUUCAGAUUUCUCGACAAGGCUGCGAUCAUGACUCCCAUGGAUGCAAUCAAACCAAAUGGCCACGCUGCAAAUCCAUGGAGACUAUGCAGUCUCCAACAGGUUGAGCAGGUAAAAUGUUUAGCAAGAAUCAUUCCCAUAUGGGCUUCAGGCACCAUCCUCUUUGUUGCACUUGUCCAAGAGUCGAGUUUCGUGGUCUUUCAAGGCCUUCAAGCCGAUAGACAUUUUGGGAAGAGUAAAUUUGAAAUACCAGCUGCUUCUUUCACUGUAUUCUCCAUGCUGGCCUUAACAAUCUGGAUACCUGUUUAUGAUCGCAUUUUAGUCCCUUGGCUUCGAAGGGCUACUGGUAAAGAAGCUGGCUUCACAUUACUCCAAAGGAUGGGAAUUGGAAUUGUUCUUACGGUAGUCGCCAUGGUUGUCUCUGGACUGGUUGAAGGGCGGAGGAGGAGUUAUGCCCUUCAUCGGCCAGCCCUGGGGAUUGCACCGAGUGGUGGUACGAUAUCAUCCAUGUCUAGCUUCUGGUUGGUACCUCAACUGGUGCUUCUUGGAUUUGCUGAGGCUUUUAAUUUGAUCGGUCAGGUUGAGUUCUACUACAAACAGUUCCCUGAAAACAUGAGAAGCCUCGCUGGAGGUGUGUUCUUCUUCGGGCUAGCAUGUGCCAAUUACUUGAGUGGCUUCAUGGUGACAGUAAUUCAUCGAACUACCGGCCACAAUGGAAAAGAUAAUUGGUUAGCCAACGACCUAAACCAUGGAAGAUUGGACUAUUUCUAUUUCUUGAUUGCUUUAAUGGAAGUAGUUAACUUCGUAUUUUUUAUUGUUUUCGCCAACUGGUAUAGAUAUAAAGGUUUAGAAGAUGGCCAUGAGAUUGCCUUGGAGAAAAGCAAGUCAAAAUCUUCUCUUGUUUAAACUAGAACCGAGUGACGAGAUAUAUAUACAUGUUUGUUACUGUAUGGUAUUCUAGUUGUCACAAUAUUGGUAAAAAUUAUAAAUGAAAACAGAUCGGUGAUGUUAUCUCUUAAA